Messenger RNA from Porites evermanni, 659 nucleotides. NCBI's taxonomy places the organism in Eukaryota, Metazoa, Cnidaria, Anthozoa, Scleractinia, Poritidae. The record is from the annotation of a GenBank genome assembly.
AUGAAAGAGAACAUUCUGAAAGAAUUGGAUGACCCACAAGAUCAGCGCACAAACAUUGACAUUGUAACACCCGAUUUCUUUGAUCGUAACCAAACGACCAAGAAAAUUCGCCUGAUUGAGAGAGACAAAAAGUACGGACUGGUCUUUGACAAACGGUUCAUUGAUCGAGCCACCCGCGUCUCCACACCGUACGGUUACAACUGGUUUAGAAACGAAGCGGAUCUCUUUCUUUCUUUGUAGUGUUUUUUCCUCUAAAACUAGGUUAGGAUCAGGUUGCAUGGUGGCGCCCAUCAAAGAACUUUUUGCAUGCUUUCUGAACAAAUUAGGUAUUGUAACGUUUCAUUGACAGGGAGGUGAAAUGACAGAAUAAACUAAGUUGUGACUCAAAGUCUUGUGUGGUCUAUGACUAUAAAUAGAGGGCGUCCUAAGGGGUAACGCUUAUUCUUUAUCGACAUUAUGUCGAAUAUUUACUUAACCCUCGUGAGCGACGUGACCAAAAGCUAUGCUGGUAAUGUGGUCAAUCAAUUUAAAGUCAAACCUCAGUUAAUGUUACCGGGACAAGGAUGGAAAGUGUCGAUUGCCUCGGCGAUUCUCCCUAAAAUGGCUUAAUUUAAAAACUUACAGAGUGCCAAUGUGAAUUUAAUGGAAUAAUGGUCUGA